Messenger RNA from Colossoma macropomum (tambaqui), 7893 nucleotides. RefSeq names its product voltage-dependent T-type calcium channel subunit alpha-1I-like. The transcript has 35 exons. Bases 8 to 6424 code for a protein of 2138 amino acids. Gene Ontology annotation, cellular component: voltage-gated calcium channel complex; plasma membrane; voltage-gated sodium channel complex. Gene Ontology annotation, molecular function: low voltage-gated calcium channel activity; voltage-gated sodium channel activity. NCBI's taxonomy places the organism in Eukaryota, Metazoa, Chordata, Actinopteri, Characiformes, Serrasalmidae. Gene Ontology annotation, biological process: calcium ion import; membrane depolarization during action potential; positive regulation of calcium ion-dependent exocytosis. The record is from RefSeq and is a predicted model, not a curated record.
GGUGAGCAUGAUGGUGAUUCUGCUGAACUGCGUGACGCUGGGGAUGUACCAACCCUGCGAGAACAUCGACUGCUCCUCGCAGCGCUGCCAGAUCCUACAGACAUUUGAUGCAAUGAUUUACAUCUUCUUCGCUGUGGAGAUGGUGGUGAAGAUGGUGGCCCUUGGGAUCUUUGGCCGACGCUGUUACCUUGGCGACACCUGGAACAGGCUGGAUUUCUUUAUCGUAAUGGCGGGGGUUGUGGAAUACUCUCUGGACCUUCAGAACAUAAAUUUCACAGCCAUCAGGACAGUCAGGGUACUGCGACCUCUCAAAGCCAUCAACAGAGUCCCAAGUAUGCGAAUCCUGGUGAACCUGCUGCUGGACACUCUGCCUAUGCUGGGGAACGUGCUCCUGCUCUGCUUCUUCGUCUUCUUCAUCUUUGGCAUUAUCGGUGUGCAGCUGUGGGCGGGGCUACUACGUAACCGGUGCUACCCCGAGGAGAACUUUACCCUCUCUACUGGUAUGGCUCUUCCUGCUCAGUACUACUCUCCUGAUGAGGAAGAUGAGCGGCCCUUCAUCUGCUCGUUGCCUCAGGAUAACGGGAUCAUGUCCUGCAACGAUAUUCCGGCGCGGAGAGAGGGAGGGCGGGACUGCUGUCUGGACGUGGAGGACGCUCUGCACCGGCAGGCCCUGGGCCUGGCUGCUGAACCCCUACUCAAUGCCAGUGCCGGCGCCGUGCCGGGGCUCUGUGUCAACUGGAACCGCUACUACACCCGCUGCCGCACGGGUCACUCCAACCCGCACAAGGGCGCCAUUAACUUUGACAACAUUGGCUAUGCCUGGAUCGUGAUAUUUCAGGUCAUAACUCUGGAAGGCUGGGUGGAGAUCAUGUACUACGUAAUGGAUGCUCACUCUUUCUACAACUUCAUCUAUUUCAUCCUGCUUAUUAUAGUGGGCUCCUUCUUCAUGAUCAACCUGUGCCUGGUAGUCAUAGCGACUCAGUUCUCUGAGACGAAACAGCGGGAGCACCAGCUGAUGCAGGAGCAGCGAGCAGCCUGUCUCUCGUCCAGCACGCUGGCCUCGCUGGCCGAGCCGGGGGACUGUUAUGAGGAGCUCUUCCAGCUGGUCUGCCACGUGCUGCGAAAGGCCCGUCGUCGCUCCGUCGCCCUCUUUAGGGCCCUCCGACGUCACCCUCGAGAACUCACACCCUCCCGAACACAAAGGGGUGGGGCCAACAUCAACGGUGGAGAGAGGGUACAAAAACACCAUCAAGUGCCCCACUGUCCACAUCACAUUAAGCCUGACCACACCCCUACUGAAGGCUCUCCUGCUCCGCCCGUGCCACCUGGUUCUGAGGACUGCCCUCAGUGCGCCAUGGCUCUUUCACUCAGCGAUGGGGCGGGACCUGUUGGCACGCCAGCCAAUGAGGAAUCAGAAGAGGGUACAGUGGAGGAGACGGAUGAGCAGGGCGGCCAAUCAGAGGAGAAGAAAGAUGAGGGGGCGUGUAAAGGGAAGUGUAAGGAGCUGUGGAUGGAGAUGAGGAUCAAGCUGUGGGGAAUCGUAGAGAGCAAAUACUUCAACAGAGGAAUCAUGAUCGCCAUUCUUAUCAACACAAUCAGCAUGGGCAUCGAACAUCACGAGCAGCCAGAAGAGCUGACCAACGUUCUGGAAAUUUGCAAUAUUGUCUUCACCAGCAUGUUCGCCCUGGAGAUGAUCCUGAAGCUCACCGCCUUUGGCUGCUUCAACUACCUGCGCAACCCCUACAAUAUCUUCGACGGCAUCAUCGUCAUCAUCAGUGUAUGUGAGAUUGUAGGUCAGUCCGAUGGUGGUCUGUCGGUGUUGAGGACAUUCCGGCUGCUGCGUGUGCUGAAGCUGGUGCGCUUCAUGCCGGCGCUGCGCCGGCAGCUGGUGGUGCUGAUGAAGACAAUGGACAACGUGGCUACUUUCUGCAUGCUCCUAAUGCUCUUCAUCUUCAUUUUCAGUAUUCUGGGGAUGCACAUAUUUGGCUGUAAGUUCAGCCUGAAGACGGACGCUGGCGACACGGUGCCGGACAGGAAAAACUUUGACUCUCUGCUGUGGGCCAUAGUCACCGUGUUUCAGAUCCUGACUCAGGAAGACUGGAAUGUGGUUCUGUAUAACGGCAUGGCCUCCACUUCACCUCUGGCUGCUCUCUAUUUUGUGGCUCUCAUGACUUUUGGAAACUAUGUACUGUUUAACUUGCUGGUGGCCAUCCUGGUAGAGGGAUUUCAGGCAGAGGGUGAUGCUAACCGCUCGUACUCGGAUGAUGACGGGUCCUCCUAUGAUGAGAGUGAGAAACACAAGGACUCGCUCCAGCUCUCUGAUCCUAAACUGUGUGCUUUGACCCCAAAUGGACAUCUGGAACUGAACCCUGUGGGUGGAGGCAGGAGGAGUUUUGAAGAAGAAUCCCAUAAGAGCAGCGUCACCAGUUUGGGCAAAACCAGCCUGGAGCAGCGCUCUUUCUCAUUGCGUCACGGCCGCAGUUCCCUGUACCGCCACUGGGGGCGCCAUCACCCUCAGUCUGCCUGGAGUCGGCGCUCCAGUUGGAAUAGCAUGGGUCGUACCUCCCGUGGGCUGACUGUAGGAGGCAGCCUGAGGGUCCGUGGCCCUCACUCCCACCCAGCUGAACGCGAAUCCCUUCUGUCCCCUCCUCCCCAGCUCUCUCACCCUCCCCCUCUCCUAUCCCGCCGCCUCCCCCCACGCCGGGACCGCCGCGCUCUCUCCCUGGAGUUGCCUGAGUGCUUCCAGCUGCCUGGACCCCCCCUGCAGCGCCCCCCUCUGACCAGAAAGAAGAGCUUCUGUGGGGACCACGGCUCUGGAGAGCACCAGGAUUGUAAUGGGAAGGCACCGGGCCCUCGGGCCCCGCUGCUGAGCGAAGUUUACCCACAGCUGAACGCCCGUAAGGACAGGCCCCACAUUGAUGAGGAGACAGACUAUAGCCUGUGUUUUCGGAUCCAGAAGAUGAUCGAGGCGUACAGGCCUGACUGGUGCGAAACGAGGGAGGACUGGUCUGUCUACUUGUUUUCUCCCCAGAACAAAUUCAGGUUGACUUGCCAGAAGAUCAUAGCUCACAAGCUGUUUGACUAUGUGGUGCUGGCCUUCAUCUUCCUCAACUGCAUCACUGUGGCUCUGGAAAGACCCAAGAUUCAUCAAGGCAGUCUGGAGCGAGUCUUCCUUACCAUAUCUAACUACAUCUUCACUGCCAUCUUUGUAGCCGAGAUGACGGUCAAGGUGGUAUCGAUGGGCUUGUAUCUGGGCGAGCGAGCGUACCUACGCAGCAGCUGGAACAUUCUGGACGGUUUCCUGGUCUUUGUGUCUCUGAUUGACAUUGUGGUGUCGAUGGCGGGAGGCGCGAAGAUCCUGGGCGUUCUGCGUGUUCUCAGACUGCUCAGGACACUGCGCCCCCUCAGGGUGAUCAGUCGGGCCCCUGGGCUCAAGCUGGUGGUGGAAACUCUGAUCACAUCCCUGAAGCCCAUAGGCAACAUCGUGCUCAUCUGCUGUGCUUUCUUCAUCAUCUUCGGCAUCCUCGGCGUGCAGCUCUUCAAAGGGAAGUUUUAUUACUGUGUGGGUCUGGAUGUGAAGAACAUCACCAAUAAGUCGGACUGUCUUUUGGCGAAAUACAAAUGGGUUCAUCACAAGUACAACUUUGACAACCUGGGGCAGGCUCUGAUGUCUCUGUUUGUGCUGGCGUCUAAAGAUGGCUGGGUCAAUAUAAUGUAUCAUGGGCUCGAUGCUGUGGGAAUAGACCAACAGCCGGUGACCAACAACAACCCGUGGAUGCUGCUGUACUUCAUCUCCUUCCUCCUCAUUGUCAGUUUCUUCGUCCUGAACAUGUUCGUGGGUGUGGUGGUGGAGAACUUCCACAAGUGCCGGCAGCACCAGGAGGUGGAGGAGGCCAAGAGGAGAGAGGAGAAAAGACUCCGCCGCAUGGAGAAGAAGAGACGGAAGGCUCAGAAGUUGCCAUACUACGCUGGCUACAGUCACAUCCGUUUGAUGAUCCACUCCUUCUGCACCAGCCAUUAUCUGGACCUCUUCAUCACCCUCAUCAUCUGCAUCAACGUGGUCACCAUGUCGCUAGAGCACUACGACCAGCCUAAGUCCCUGGAGACGGCUCUGAAGUACUGUAAUUACUUCUUCAGCUCCACCUUCGUGGUCGAGGCUACACUAAAGCUCAUUGCCUUCGGCUUCCGACGCUUCUUCAAAGACAGGUGGAAUCAGUUGGACCUGGCUAUCGUGCUUUUAUCCGUGAUGGGCAUCACUCUGGAGGAGAUUGAGAUCAACGCUUCUCUUCCCAUCAACCCCACCAUCAUACGGAUCAUGCGGGUGCUGCGGAUCGCCCGUGUGCUGAAACUGUUGAAGAUGGCCACAGGGAUGCGUGCUUUGCUGGACACGGUAGUUCAGGCAUUACCUCAGGUGGGGAAUUUGGGUCUGCUGUUUAUGCUGCUGUUCUUCAUCUACGCUGCUCUGGGUGUGGAGCUGUUUGGAGAACUGGUGUGUAAUGCAGACCAUCCAUGCGAGGGGAUGAGUCGGCACGCUACAUUCGAGAACUUCGGCAUGGCCUUCCUGACGCUGUUCCAGGUUUCUACUGGUGACAACUGGAACGGGAUCAUGAAGGAUACCUUGCGUGAGUGCCCCCCGGGCGACACCUACUCCUGCAAUGCCAGCCUGCAGUUCAUCUCCCCCAUGUACUUUGUCAGCUUUGUGCUGACCGCCCAGUUCGUGCUCAUCAAUGUGGUGGUGGCCGUGCUGAUGAAGCACCUGGACGACUCCAACAAAGAAGCUCAGGAGGAUGCAGAGAUGGAUGCGGAGAUUGAGCUGGAGCUGGCUCAGGGUGGGCUGUGCUGUCUGGGGGGACUGGCGGCCGCCGCUGGGCCUGGACUGGGCGUCACGAGUGGAGGAGGAGGUGGAGGUGGAGGUGGUGGAGCUAGUAGUGGAGGUGGUGGAGUCCAGGAGAGACCAGGAGGAGUUGAGUGUGGAGGCAGACACGCAGCCAUGGUGGGGGCUCACGUCCAUGCCAGCCAGAGCGGAUACACACCUCAGAGAGGAGGCCAUGAAUCGCAUAACCACAGGAAGCUGUACUCACCAGCACAGGAGAACCUGUGGCUGGACAGUGUGUCUCUGCUGAUUAAGGAUUCUCUGGAGGGAGAGAUGCAGAUGAUUGAUAACCUGUCAGGAUCUGUGUUUCAUCAUUACUCCUCACCUGCUGUGUGUCGAGACUGCAGGUGCCAUCCAGCAGAGAUCCGAUUGGCUGAAGUGGAGCAGGCCUCCCUGAUGUCAGAGCAGCUUUCAGACAAGUCGUCAUCGCCAGUGCUGCCUGAUGACCUCAGCCUCGAUGACCACAGCGUUUAUCAGCUCUUGGUUAGAGACAGCAAGGAGGAGAGAGGAAGCAGCGGGUCUCAGAGUUUAGAGGAGCUUCAGAGCGCACCAGGGGAAUCCAGGGGGUCCUGUGCUCACAGCAGAGCCCACAGCCCAGCCAGUGAAGGUGGGGACAGGUUGCUUGAGCUGGACCACCAAGAGCAGAAAGAAGCAGCUUCUCAUCAGCACAUGCCAUCUCACAGUCAAGGUGGCGAGAAAUGCAGCAGUAGCAGCAGAGGUGAUGGGAGGGCAUCCUCUCCUCUCUUUCAUCUCCCGGCAGAGUUCUUCCACCCAACCACAGCCGUCCCCCAAGAGAGCCUGGCAGUGGGGGCAGCCCGGGCAGGACGAGCUGGCUCCAGGCUCACCUCACCAGCCUCUUGGGCCUCGCUCCGCUCCCCCGGGGCCAACAACAGGGCCGUGGGCCAACAGCCCCCAUCCCACAGUGUGUCCUCCCUGGCCAUGGGCAGUUCUGAAGGCAGCCUACAAACUGCGCUGGAGGAAGGCCUAAGCUUUGGUGCAUCACCUCCACGAGGCCUGACUUUACCCCCACCUCUGAUCUGCCCUCUGCCAGAAAGCACCCUUCCCUCCCCGGGCCUCAGCCAGAGACUGCAACCUGCCCAAACUGGCUCCAGUCUGCAGGCCACUAGGGGGCACCAGAGAAGCCAGAGCAGCUGUGGCGGCAGCACCAGCCCCAGCUGCAACAGGCAGGACUCCAUGGACCCUUCGGACGAGGAUACGGACAUAGGGAUCGGUGGAGGAUCAAGUCAGGCAGGCAACAGCGAGCAUUUGUCGGAAACUCUCAGCAGCCUGUCACUAACCUCGCUCCUCACGCCUGGCUCGCUGGCGCCGCCGCUGGUUAAAAAGUGCAACAGCACCGGGAGCUUAGACCAAGGCAACCUUUCAGUGCGGAAUAAAGACGGGCGGCAGUUUUACGGCAUGGACCAACAUCAGUAUCUCUCUAACCCUUGGACGGAAGAGAGAGGUGGAGGGGGAGGGGAGAAAGGGAUGACGGGACUGAGGUUAAAAAGUUCCAGCCAAACGAUGGACGCUGGUUCUCGCAAGAACAGAUGAAACGUGCCCCUUGUUUUGUUGUCGUCUCGCUUGCGUUGCUCUCCAGAGCGAGAGAGAUGCCUGAUCUGUUCUGUGAACUCCCCCCUCUCUCAGUCUUUCAUUCAUAACACAUGCGUGUUUUGUGUAGCCUUGACGAACAGGUGAAGCUCACCAGAACGAGAGGACAGGAAGCCGAUGAGGAGCAGAAACAGCAGCAUGUUUCAUUUGAGGCAUCCUAGAGGAUCUUGGCAUACGCUGUCAAUGCAGAAGCAUCGCAGUAUAAUGGUAUAAAUCUUCUUCGGGUGUAAGGAAAGGCCAAAAAUGGAGUGAAAUCUUCCAAAAAUAGUGCACAUGAACUAAUCCUGUGUAGGUGAAUGAAAUUUGGAUGUGUGGGAGUUGUUCUCAAGGUUGUUUUUUUUUCCAUGAAAUUCAGCCUGCCUUGAUCUUCUACAUGCAAAAAGGUGACAUUUCAGGAAAGAAGCUUUGGGGUGACUCUUUUGAUGUAGGACUUUUUGAUGUAAGACGACUGCGGUUUCAUCCACAGAUAAGGUAGCGACGAUCAAACUUUUGACUUAGCAACCUCCCUUAGUAAAUCAAAGAAGAACGGUGAUAGGUUAUUUUCUAAAUGUGAUCCUAAAUAUUAGAUUUGUGUGCAGGUCUGUGUGAACUGUCUCCAUAUGGCAAGUUAGAUAUUCUUAAAUUUAAAAGGAGGGCUAAUUUAAAACAGUAAUUUAGUAGCUAGAUUUCUGGGGGGAAAUAUCUGGAAAAUACAGUGAGUAACCAACUAUAGAAGUGUUUGAUUCUUGGCUGUUGACAUGAAGAUAUAUUCUGAAGGAGAAAGUAGCUCCAAAGAAAUGUUGAAGAAAUGAAAGAAUUGGGAAAGCAACAGAACCAAGGACGUCUUCGCAGUUGUCCGGUUGUUUGGAUGCCGCUCCAGCAGAGUUAAAGCAGCUUUCCAUUUUGGGACACUGAGAGCUGAUGUCGGAACAUGGUGUUCUACCAUAAAGAUGUCAAAAAUGAAGAACUUUACUCAUUUAUUUUUACAAGAGAAGUAGUAGAAAUCUAAUUUUCCUUAUCCAAACGUUUCGUGUUGCAGCUCUGUUCAUUUCUCACAACCAUUUGCAGUUUUACACGCAACGCAAAAUUGCUUGAAAUAUGCUCUGAAAGGAAGUAGGUGUCUACUUAGCUAUGUAAAACCUAGUUUUUGCAGAUUCUUUGGUUGAACAACUGACUACUGGAAGGUUUUGGAAUUAUUCAGGGGCCAGAACAAAUGUCUUUCAGGAAUUAUGAAAUGCUUAUAAUUCAUACUGCAUGUGACAUUUAUUUUUCUUACAUAGCUGAUCCUCGUAUUAAGAUGUAGCCUAGCUGCUCUGAGAAUAUUAUUUUUGCAUGAUGUUAUUACACUUCUUCUGUUUUUAUUUGAGUCUUUUGUCAUUAUGCUCAAAUGAAAUCAAGGAAUCAUCAUUACAUCAUUGCAAAAUUCUUGACCU